AGGGGCGGGCUCCGUAUGAUGAAACCUGCCCGCAGCUUUCAGCAGGCGGCAGGGGAGGAGCUCGGCUACCGCUCGCCGCCUGGCAGCGGACGCGGACACGGCCGCGGCCGCUUCUUUCUCUGCUCGGCGCAUCGUGGACGGCGGCGCUCCCUGCAGGCGGCCGGCACGGUUGUCGUGUCCUGCAUAUAGGUCAGGUAACUCAGCAGCUUCACAAUGUGUGGCAUCUGGGCCUUGUUUGGAAGCGAUGAAUGCCUUUCUGUGCAGUGUCUGAGUGCCAUGAAGAUAGCUCAUAGAGGUCCUGAUGCAUUUCGUUUUGAGAAUGUCAAUGGAUUCACCAACUGCUGUUUUGGUUUCCACCGCCUUGCGGUUGUUGACCAGCUGUAUGGCAUGCAGCCGAUCCGGGUGAAGAAGUUCCCUUACCUGUGGCUGUGUUACAAUGGAGAAAUCUACAAUUUUAAACAGUUGCAGAAGCAGUUUGGAUUUGAGUAUCAAACGCUGGUGGAUGGUGAGGUUAUCCUUCAUCUUUACAACAGAGGAGGGAUAGAACAAACAGCAUCCAUGCUGGAUGGUGUAUUUGCUUUCAUCCUUCUGGACACAGCAAACAGAAAAGUGUUUCUUGCAAGAGACACCUAUGGAGUCAGACCACUGUUUAAGGUGCUGACUGAUGAUGGAUUUUUGGGUGUCUGUUCUGAGGCAAAAGGACUUAUCAACUUAAAGCAUUCAACAUCCUUAUUUCCUAAAGUGGAACCAUUUCUUCCGGGUCAUUAUGAAGUGCUGGAUUUGAAGCCCUCUGGCAAGGUUGCGUCAGUGGAAGUAGUAAAGUUUCAUAGCUAUAAAGAUGAGCCACUCCAUGCUGCUUGUGAUACAGUGGAAAAUCUGCCUUCAGGCUUUGAUCUUGAAACAGUGAAGAGCAACAUCCGUGUUCUGUUUGAAAAUGCUGUUAGAAAGCGUUUGAUGGCUCACAGAAGGAUUGGUUGUCUUUUGUCAGGAGGCUUAGAUUCCAGCUUGGUUGCAGCUGUUCUUCUGAAACUGAUGAAAGAAAUGAACAUAAAAUAUCCACUACAAACCUUUGCAAUUGGGAUGGAAAACAGUCCUGAUUUACUGGCUGCCAGAAAGGUGGCAGCUCAUAUAGGCAGUGAACAUCAUGAAGUAAUAUUUAAUUCUGAAGAGGGAAUUCAGGCAGUAGAGGAGGUUAUCUUUUCUUUGGAAACCUACGAUAUAACAACAGUAAGAGCUUCAAUUGGUAUGUAUCUUGUCUCCAAAUAUAUACGCAAGAAAACAGACAGUGUGGUCAUUUUUUCGGGAGAAGGAUCAGAUGAGUUGACUCAAGGAUAUAUAUAUUUCCAUAAGGCACCAUCUCCUGAGGAGGCUGCAGAAGAGAGCGAGAGGCUUCUGAAGGAGCUCUACCUGUUUGAUGUACUUCGUGCAGACAGAACUACUGCAGCACAUGGUCUUGAGCUAAGAGUCCCAUUUUUGGAUCAUCGCUUUACUUCUUACUAUUUAUCUCUACCAGCAGAACUGCGAAUCCCAAAGAAUGGAAUCGAAAAAUACCUUUUAAGACAGUCCUUUGAAGAUUCCAACUUGCUUCCCAAAGAAAUACUCUGGAGACCCAAAGAAGCUUUCAGUGAUGGUAUAGCAUCAGUAAAGAAAUCCUGGUUUUCUAUUCUUCAGGACUAUAUUGAUCAACAGGUUGAUGACCUUCUGCUGGAAAAGGCAGCGGAGAAAUAUCCUUUCAAUCCUCCUAGAACAAAAGAAAGUUACUACUACCGUCAGAUCUUUGAGAAGCACUACCCAGGGCGAAGCAGCUGGCUGCCCCACUACUGGAUGCCAAGAUGGGUUAAAGCAACUGAUCCUUCUGCUCGCACACUGAAACAUUACAAGUCAGCUGCUCAAGAGUAGCUGUUGAUAGAAUCAAUCCUAAAUACAAGUGCUGCAAGCAAUUUGCAUGCGCUCUCCUUUUAGAAGAAAAAAUAAAUAUGCAAAUCUAAAGCUUAAGUGGUCUUUGAGAUAGAUUUUGAAAAUGCUAUUGAAAAUAAGAGCUUUCUGUAGUUAUUCUACUACGAAAUUCAUCCUGCUGUACCAAAAUUUUGAAAUUCAUGGGAAAAUACUUUUUGGAAAACUUUGGUUCCUUAUGUGAUGGUCUCAAAUGUAUUGAUUUGCCUCGCAGUCAUCUAACAUAUUUUAUUGUGAACUCUGCAUUGAGGACUCAAGGCAAAGUGACGCAAACUGUUGUUGGUCCUGCGAGAAUAAGGCAAGUUCACCUGAGCUGUUCAGAGAUCUGUAUGCCUCAGUGUGGGGUUUGGAUAUAUUACUCUGUUCUGAAUGUCUUUCAAGUAAUUCAUGAGAACCUUGGUCUAACUUUGAAGAGAAUACGUAGCUAUGCAGAGGUGCUUACUAGAGUUGAUAAUGGUGGUGGUGCUGGAUCAUACUUAAAUGAAACUAAUGGGAAUCUUGUUAGCGUAAAGCCACAAGUUGUCCCUUUUGAAUCUUUUAAAUAUACCACCUGUCUGAGGUUAGCUGUGACUAUUAUCGAAGAGAAGCUGAGUUACAUCUUUAUUUCUAACUCAGGGGCUUCAAUUUUUAAAUGUAUUUAUUAUUCUUGAAAAUAGAGCGUUAACAGGGUGAUUUGUGUCAGUCUGAUGGAAGUUACUAUGACUAUUUUACUAUGACUAAAUAUUUUAAGGAUUUUUUCACUUACUGUGAGAUGGAAAGGUAGACUGUUGCCACUUAGCUGCAUGUCAUCGACUGUGUGGUGAGCCAGCCCUCAGCCAUAGGUCGUCAGACAAAGCACCUUUGAAGACAAUGGGAUUAGGGACCUUGCUUAAGAAAAUGGAAAAAGGAAAAGAAAAGAAGAAAGAUUUCAUAAAGCAUAAGAAUUUUUAAUGCUCUGCCAAAAAAAAAAGAAUUUUUUUUUUUUUUUUAAACUCAGGACAAAUUUUUAAUAAUUAUGUAGGAACAGGGGCUUUUUUAAAGGUAACUUGAAACAAAAGUAUGAGCACUACAGACUGACUUGACUAUCAUUGUGCUAGACAGUAGUCUAGUUUAACGUCCCUUUUGACAGGGAAACCGAAGCCAUAAGCACUUCUGGUAUUAAAAAAAAAUAUUUCAUAAGGUGAUUGAUUGUCCAUUACUUUUUUCACCCCUCCUAAUCCAUUGAAUCUUUUUGAAUUUCUGAAUUUGCCUCUUUGAUCCAGAAAUCUCUCAGUACUGUGGAGCUCAGGAACUGUCCAGCUUUACUAGAAGUGGCCUUGCACAUACUUGUUAUCAGCGUGCCAUGAGUAAGAUAAUACGUUCCUGCAGACCUAUUUACAUAAGGGUCAUAUGUUUGCCUUGGGUUUUUUUGUUUUUUUUUUUUGAAGCACUAAAGUAUAUUUUGACUUGGGCAAGGAGUAUAGAGUGUAUUGAUUGGCUUCUGCUGUGUAAAGAUAAGACCUGUUACUGUGAACUUUCCAAGGCUCAGCUGGUAUGAAAAUGCCUGCAGUAAAAAAAUAGAUGCAGCACAUGUUCUCUCAUCACUCUAAUGCACAUUCUGCUGCAAUGUUGUUCACUUGUGAGAUAAGGAAGAGCAACAAGCAGGUGGUAGGCUGUAGGAGGGAUAAGUAGUCUUGUGGAAGAGUCAGAUAUUUAAGAAAAACUACCAUAAUUCUUUUUAAUUCACAGUGCAUUGGGCAUUUACUUAGUAAGGCAAGAUCCUAUACUGGUGAUCCUAAUUAUUAUAACCAUUUUCUGGAGUCCUGAGGAGGAAGGCCUUGUUUGUGCGCCUUGUUCUCAUUAAGGGCAUAUAUGGUAGGGGUCUCAGGAGUAAAAACCUAUUAAUUCAUUCCCCAUAUAUAGGCAUGAAUUCUACAGCCUUUAUGACUUUUGUGAAGCCGUGUAGUUUUUUGGGUUUUUUUGUUUUUGUUUCUUUGGGUUUUUUUUCUGAUUUAAGGCAACAGCCACAUGUAGUUGGCCAGGUGGCUGAAGAUGGACUUGUAGCUUGGAGAGUGGGAUGGAGAUCCAGCGUGCAACACCCUUCUUAGUGGUUUUCAUAGAUUCACAGAAUGGCCUGGGUUGAAAAGGACUUCAAAGAUCAUCGAGUUUCAACCCCCUGCUAUGUGCAGGGUCAACAACCAGCAGACCAGGCUGCUCAGAGCCACAUCCAGGUCUUGAAUGCCUUCAGGAAUGGGGCAUCCACAACCUCCUUGGGCAACCUGUUCCAGUGCCUCACCCCCCUCUGAGUGAAAAUUCCUCCUAAUAUCUAACCCAAACCUCUCCUGUCUCAGUUAAAACCAUUCCCCCUUGUCCUAUCACUAUCCAUCCUCAUAAACAGCCGUUCUCCUCCUGUUUCUGUGCUCCCUUCUAGUAUUGGAAGGCCACAAGGAGGUCUCCCCGGAGCUUUCUCUUCUCCAAAAAGUUUUACUUUUUGUCUUUCUGCGUUCACCUCCUUUUCUUUCUACAUUUAAUUUGGGGAAAAAAAUAAUCGGGACUAUGUUCACACAUUAUUAUAACCGAUUAGGAAUCAGCAAGCAGGGACCACUUUUCUCUAUGAAGAAGCCUGCAUUUUGGCAGGGCGGAGCACCGCUGUGCUGCAGGGCAGGCAGAAUUCCUUCUCGGCCCUUCCCGGCCGGCAGAGGGCAGGCGCUGGCAGCCCGGCGCCGUGAGCAGCCCGCUCGUGAUCCUGAAAGCCGCUGUUGUCCCGUUCCGCUUUGUGUCCGGAGCUCGGUUUUUCACAUGCGCUUGUUGAUGGGAUUUUUUUAUUAAGCAUUAGAUUAGAAUAGGAGCAAAGAUCAUAGAAAGGAAAGGUUUGAUUAAACUUGCUCGCGAGAUACCGCGCAGAGCUUAUUAUGCUGGUGCUGCAGGUGAGAAGGCAGCUCAGAGCUAAAUGCACUGAGUGCACUCAUUAUUGCGUUUGAAAGUAAUUUAAAACCAGUUAUGAUAUUACAAAUCAGAAGUGUGAAACAAGUAGAUAAUGCUAGUUCUAAGGAAUGUGUAAGGUAGCACUGGGCAGGGGAAUGGGAAACAUUGGUUUUAUUCUGAGGUCUACCCCUCCAUACCAUUCUUGUGAUUGUUAAUAUAAGGAGCAUAGGUGUUCAUGCAGUGUGUGACCCUCUGUGUGCCCGGGAGUCCUGCUAAGAAGCUGCCUGCAAAAAGAGCAGCCCCCAUUUCUGCUACUUCCAAAGCUAUCAGUAGUCACCUAUAUUAAUAAAUGGUGUUAUUUAACAUCUCUCGCCACCGCUCUUGAAGACUGCUCUUAACACCUGGGGCAAAACAUAUAUUAAUACAAAUUGCUUUUGAUUAAAACCAUUAUUAUUUUAGCACAAAAAGGAGGGGGGUAGUGAUGCAAAUUAUUGGCUGACUGACGGCUUGCUAAUAAUAGCUUAAAAAUGCAAAUAGAAUGAUUAUCCCAAUUGAUGCUAAUUGUAACUCUUAUGGCAGCCUCUGAGGACAGGGCAGGAAGAUGAUGUGAUUGUUUCCUCCAGCUUAAAUCAGGUAGGUGAGGAAGCAUAGGGGAGCUGCACGGUGGGUGAACAGGUUGCUGUUACCUGGGCAGAUGAUAGGCUGCCCUCUGCAGAUGUUUGGAUUCCUUGCGGUGUAUUUCAGGAAUGUGCAGGAAUCCCAGCUUUGAGCAGUCUGCCCUUCCUGGUCUUUUCUGAAUUGCAAAAAGGAUUUUUUCUUCACUGCCCGCAGCUGAAAAGUCUGCUGACACAGAGGAUUCCACACAGAGCCAGUGUCUGGGAAUUUAGAGCUUCAUGGGCCAUAAAUUAGUAUGAAUUUUUAGUGCAGAAUCUGGUUUAGGUGGUGGUAGAGUUGCCUAUCUUGGCAGUGGAUGAGUUACUCAUGCAAAAGGUGCAUUGCCAACUCGAAGGUCAUUGAGAAAAGAGAUGUGUGCAUUUUGGAGUGAUACCCAGCUCCAUUUUCUGAAAUAAUGCCUCACAUGUCGUUCUGUGAGGCACAGUGAGAUGCUGCUAUCAGCACAGGUUUUGAACUUCUCAUUUUCUAAGGGGAUAGGAAACUUGUGCUCAGCUCCUCACUCCAACAUAAACUUCCCUGAUGAGCUGCAAAAAGCAAUUCAGCCCCUCUCCCCUCUUUAGCAGAGCCAUUUCAUUUCUCUGCCUUCUGAAGAUGCUGUGGAGGUAAGUUCAGGAAUGGCCAGCUGGGAUGCACGUUUUCUUCACUUCUGGCUGCGUGUGCUCCCUUUGAUACAAUGAUCUUGGUUUGGAGUUUUCAGCAGGAAGGUGGAAUUUUUGUUAUUAUUUUUUCUUCUCUGCGGGAGAAAAAUGGGGAUCUAGAACUUAAAUAUGUUUCUGGAGGGGGGAAGUGAAGCAGGCUUCCUGUCUCUUUGAAGUGUAAUUGUGCAGCAUAGCCAUGAGAUUGAGGCUGUACUUUGAUGCUGUGUGCCAGGAGACGCUCCUGGACAGCUGUGUCCCUACUGAAUGUUUGUUGCCCUUUGGGGCAUCAGGAAGGUCAUGUGGCUGAGAGGGUCAUGCCAUGGUGCCAGUGAGCCCAGGCAGAGCCACCAGCUCAGAUCUGGCCAGGCCAGGGUAGUUGUGGAUUGAAACACUUCCAGCAGUGUUACUCAUUCAAAUGAGGGCCUGUAGGACUUGGUCUGGGAGGAAGAUAAUUUGAGUAUACGUGGGCAGUGUGCAAUUGUAAGGUGAAUGUCAUGAGGGCAAAAGUCAGAAGCUCAUGUAGGUGAGGGGUGAGAAAGGGGAUGGAGCCAUACCUGUGCUCCCAGAAACCUACAGCCUUCCACAGGGAGAAGCCACCAAUGGUGCUGGUAGGUCUAGAGGUGUCUCUUUGGUGUGUUGUAGUUGUUUUUUUUUUCCCCUUGUCUCCCUGUAUUUUCCAAAUCUGACUUGUGACGGAUGCCAGGCUACAGAAAUUUUGUUCAAAUCCCUCAGCAUGAUCUAUUUAUUUUUAAAUCAUACUUCCUUAUCUGUUAAAGAAUUAAAUGAUUUCAAAACAGCUCAGGGUGAUUCAUGUCGAGUUUUGCUCAGAUACUUCUGCUGUGGUGCAGAAGAGCACAAGCUGAAACAGCUGGAGCUGUCAGACAGCCCUUCUGUCAUGUUUAAAAUUAAGCAUGGCUUACUGCCCCAGCUUGAAAUAGAAAAAGAAGAUAAAUGCAGUGGCUGACUCUCUGUAGAAGUGUGUCCUCUGUAUAAAUGUCUUACUGAGGUAGCCUAUGAAAGAAUCAAUUACUAUGGUGUAUUUCCUUUUAUCAUGGUCAAAAUCGUAUUUUUAUUAUUUUUGUCAUUACUUUUUGUCCCAAAUCUACCUGAUAUUUUUGUAGUCUUUUCUGCUUGGGAUUGUGAAGAUGUAUUUGCAUUUAUUUCCUCUUCCUUUUGGUUAACGUUCCUCUUCUCUUAGCACACCAACAACUGAUUAGAGACUUUUAUGAGAUAAUGAAACAAUUUUAAUAUGCAAAUACUUUCCAGUGAUGACUUGGCUCUGUCACAGUUCCUUGGAGGGAAUGAAAGAUGCUACAUUUUCCCGGUGGAUAAAAGCUGCCCUUAAUAUUUGCAGCUCUCUGGCUCCCAGCUGAUUUCUCACUGCUAAUUUUGAAGUGCCAAAGAGCAGGUCUGCAGCUGGGAUGGUAGGAAGCCUGGUGUCACAGUGGAACAAAACUUUCUUCUGUCUUCAGACACAAUACUUUACUACAGAUUAUUUCAUAGAAAUUUGGUAUUACAGGCACAUCAGCAGUUUUUAACAACUGGGUAAGGAACAGGUGAUGGGCAACCAGCACACAUUUAAGAUAAAUAUUGUUAUUAUCAGGCUGCUGACAAUAGAACAAUAUUUACAUUUGGCCUUUGAGUUCCUGUCUCACCUCUGCUAAGUCCCAAGAGCCACAGAGCACAUUCCAGGUGAUGCCUGGCACGUGGUACUUGCAGGACAGGAGAUGGAGUGGUUUUGUGCUCGGCAGCUCCACAGCUUCUUCCACUUCUGUUCCCCGUAAGCUGCAGUUCAGUGGAUGAAGAGAUAUCUUGGUGUGCAAGGCUAAGCAAAAAGUGGAGCAAGGUAACACAUUGUUUUUACUUCAAACACGGGGAGAAAGAUAGGUAAAUAGCAAAUGCAAUUGCCUCUGAAGCCACACCAUUACUUGACAGGCCAAAAUGAAUGGCUCCAUUCAGGAUACUCCAUGGAAAGUGCUUCUUGUUUAAGGUUUAUCUUUAAUCUAAAUCUCAGGAUCGUUAUUUGCUUGUUUAAUUGUUUCUAUUUUAGACAAAUCUGAAGGAAUCAAUCAAAACCAAAGUACAGGAGGUAUCACUCAUUACAUUCAAUUACAUUACCUGAAAUAAUGUUGCAAACAAUCAGGGGCCGUUUUUUGUUCCAUUAUAACUUUUGAUCUCCUUUGCUCAGUAGAGGCAAAAACAGAUUCAUGGGCACUUCAGUGGAGCAGGGCUUUGAAAAAGUAUUGAACUUUAGGACUGUGCCAUAAUCACCCUUAAAUACUACAGCAGUGGCCAAAUGGUCAGCUGGGUCAAAUGCUUAAAGUGUGUGUUUGGGAGUAUUGAGGUUGUUGUAUCUCUUGAGGUGUGUGUAAAAGGUGUAGCAAUGUGAGAGCACUGUGGUCACUUUGCUGCUCUGAACGCCUGAGCUCACUUCUCACCCUGUGUUUUGGAGCACGGUUAUCUCUGUCAGUGAAAGCUGCAUGAAAGAGGGGAUUCUGGCUGCUGGAUGGUGCUACUGGGCCCUGCUCAUGGUUUCCUUUCAGAAAGAACUUGCGUAGUUCUUCUCAAUACAGUAUUUUGUGAUACAAUUUAAAUUGUUUUAAAUAUGCUUUUUUUUUUCUUCAUUUUUUUGGAUAACCAAAAAGCUUGCAUGCUCUGAGUUUCAGAUCACCGAAAUAUCCCAUUCAGGUAAAACUGCUGAAUCUCUAGUACAAAUAGAAAUAAAUUCUUCCCUCUUGUUUCUUAGCAUCACCAUGUGAGUUAAUAGCCAAAUAUUAAUAAAGAUUAAGGAAGCGAUACUCCAUGGCAGCUUCUGCAUGUAUUUUCUGUGUCAGGAAGUGAAAACUCACUGCACAAUUCUAAGAGUUGACCAAAAGGUUGAAAGCUCAAAUCAAAAGUCCUGCUGAGAAAAUCUUAAAAAUGCUCUUUGCACCAACGAAAGAUAGAUAGAUUUUACAUAGAAUCAUAGAAUGGCUUGGGUUGGAAGGUACCUUGAAGAUCAUCCAGUUCUAACCCUGUGCCAUGGGCAGGGCUGCCCCCCCAGCAGCUCAGCCUGCCCAGGGCCCCAUCCAGUCUGGUCUUGAGCACCUGCAGGGAUGGGGCACCACAGCUCUCUGGGCAGCAGUGCCAGCACCUUACUGCCUUCUCAGUAAUGAAUUUUUUCUUAACAUCUAACCUAAAUUUCCCCUUUUUUUAGUUUAAAGACAUUCCCACUGGUCCUAUCACUAUCAGGCCAUGUAAACAGGUGAUGUCCCUUCCAUUUAUAAGCGCCUCCAAACUAAUGUGAUGAAACUCGUGAAAUUUUGUAAAAGACUCACUGAAACAUCCUAUUUCUGUUAUAAUGGAAAUAUUCUCCUUUCUGAGCUAUUUUAAUAUUUUAUUUUCUUAACGUAUUGCCUGUAAACUUCAUUUCUUGUACAGCACAAAGUUUGGGAAUCUCAUAUAAUCCUAUGACCCCGCUACAGGUCGAAAACAUCAGAGAAAGUGAGAUGUGUCAGCACUGUGUUGGCUUUGGGCACCUUUCUCGAGGAGCCUCUUGGACAAGCUUUGUAAGAAUUAGCAUUAAAAGCUUUGAAACAUCUGUUUUGCUUGGCAAAGGAAAAUAUGAAAGGUUCUAUCUUGGCUACG
Lagopus muta (rock ptarmigan) is the source of this 9776-nucleotide messenger RNA. It is a transcript of the gene ASNS, whose product is annotated as asparagine synthetase (glutamine-hydrolyzing). Bases 214 to 1899 code for a protein of 561 amino acids. The record is from RefSeq and is a predicted model, not a curated record. Gene Ontology annotation, cellular component: cytosol. The transcript is spliced from 13 exons. NCBI's taxonomy places the organism in Eukaryota, Metazoa, Chordata, Aves, Galliformes, Phasianidae. Gene Ontology annotation, molecular function: asparagine synthase (glutamine-hydrolyzing) activity.